UCAUGCUGGUUCUGAUAGAAAGGUGUCAGAACACACAGUGCAUUGCAGGUUGUUGGUAUUGGACUGCAUGUUAUGUCUGAUGGCUGUAUUUUCUCUUAUAUUUCAACAUCAAAUUAUAGAAUUCUUGGAUAGGGAUGCACAGAUUGUGAAUCAUUAUUAUUUAUUUACCCUUUGUGCCGGGAGACAAAUCUACAAAGAUAAGUCUCUGCCUUGGUGCAGUUUAGUGUAUUUCUCUUCUCAUUGUGAGACACAGAGCUGACUGAACUGGCCGUGCUGCUGCAUGGAGCAUGUCAAUAUUUGCAUGAAAUUUGUGUCAGUCCUAGUUGGAAAUACCAAACACGACAUUUAACCAGUGCAAAAUUGAUGCAACGCAAAAGAUAAACUGAUAUGAGUAAAUGCCAUCUUAUUGGCAAAUAGGCCGAUGUCAGUCAACAAGGCAACUAUCAGCCGAAAUAUUGGUCCAUCCCUACUUGCGAUAUAUUGUGAUAUUGUAAGCGGGGCAAUAUAUGAGAAAACGGUCACAGUAUAAAGAGCAUAAGAUGCAUAAAAUUCAAAAAUAAAAGUUUAGGACAAUGGGAUCUGCAUUUGUAUUUUUCACAGUUCCUGUAACAGCCAACAUCAUAGCUGUCAUAUAGCUGUUUAGUUUCGCAGCUGUUCAUCCCUUCCUUUACUGUGUCUUGCUAUUGUCACUAUGAAAAAAAACAUGCAGAAAUGCCCCAGAAAAAGUCUUUUAAAAAGUUUCUGAUGUGCAGGAGGUUUACUUGUGACAGUCUGUAUUUUUUCUUUCAGGUCACAAGCGUUUGCACGAAGCUUUUGGAAUCAACAGGUACUUAAUACUACUGAGCAACACUAUGGAGGAGACAAGUCGGGAGGCGGUUGCCACAGCAGUGCAGCGUGUGGCAGGGAUGCUGCAGCGAUCGGACCAGUUGGACAAAGUGGAGCAGUACAGAAGAAGAGAGGCCCGCAAAAAGGCCUCUGUGGAAGCCAGGCUGAAGGCAGCCAUCCAAUCCCAGCUAGAUGGUGUUCGCACUGGACUGACCCAGCUGCACAGUGCCCUGCUGGAUGUCAAAGAUAUCCAGGGCUCACUGGCUGACGUGAGCAAAGACUGGAGGCAGAGCAUCAACACCAUAGAGAACCUGAAAGAUGUCAAGGAUGCUGUAGUUCAACACAGUCAGCUGGCCUCCGCUGUGGAGAACCUUAAGAACAUUUUCUCUGUACCGGAGAUUGUGACAGAGACGCGAGAGCUGAUUGAGCAGGCAGAGCUGCUGCAGGCUCACAGGAAGCUGAUGGAGCUGGAAUGUUCACGAGAUGACCUCAUGUAUGAGCAGUACCGUAUGGACAGCAAGAACACAAGUGAUAUGAACCUCAUCUCCAACUACUUUGAAGACGUUCAGGGCUUGUCAGAUGAGCUGGCCAAACAGUUAUGGAUGGUACUGCAGAGGUCCAUGGUAACGGUUCGUCGCGACCCCACCAUGCUGGUGUCAGUGAUUCGCAUCAUUGAGCGGGAGGAGAAGAUUGAUCGACGUAUGGUCGACCGUAAGAAACAGACUGGGUUUAUCCCACCUGGGCGACCCAAGCGGUGGAAGGACAAGAUGUUUGAGGUGUUGGAGGGUACAGUCAGCACCCGCAUUGAGGGCACCCAGUCUGUGACUAGAGAGGCUGAUAAAAUGUGGCUGGUUCGUCUUCUAGAAAUAACCAGGAAAUAUGUUCUGGAUGACCUCAUCGUUGUCAAGAACCUCAUGGUGCAGUGCUUCCCUCCACACUACAACACUUUCAACAGUCUAAUAUUACAGGCUGGCUGCGGAAGGCCUUGGAAACAGACAAGAAGGACUGGCAGAAAGAUACAGAGCCUGAGGCUGACCAAGACGGAUACUAUCAGACCACAUUGCCUGCCAUUGUCUUUCAGAUGUUUGAACAGAACCUGCAAGUUGCUGCACAGAUUGAUGGUGAUUUCAAAGAGCAAGUUCUGAAGCUCUGCCUGAAACAGAUGAACACUUUCCUCAUCAGGUACAGAGAGGAGGCCAUGGCCUACAAAGAGGAGCACCUGAGAGACAGACAGCUGCCUCAGUGUUAUGUACAGUACAUGAUCGCCAUCAUUAACAACUGCCAGACAUUCAAAGAGUCUAUCAACAGUCUGAAGAGGAAGUACUCCCAGUCCUCAGAGCCCACUGACAGUGACGCUGCCAUAGAGAGAACCCUCAACGAGGUGGCCAAGGAGGGAUGUCAGUUCCUAUUGGAUGAAGUUUUCCUAGACCUCGAACAUCACCUGAACGAGCUGCUGACCAGGAAAUGGCUGACGGGUUCUCAUGCUGUGGACACCAUCUGUGUAACAGUGGAGGACUACUUCAAUGACUUCAACAAGAUCAAGAAACCAUUCAAUCAGGAGAUGACGAGCGAGGCCCUGCGCAGGGUGGUGGUGGAGUACAUUAAAGCAGUGAUGCAGAAGAGGAUCACCUUUAAAAAUGCUGAUGAGAGGAGGGAGGGAGCAGAGAGAAUGAUCAAAGAGGCGGAUCAGUUCAAGUUCCUCUUCAGGAAACUGGCUGCUGGUGAAGACACAGAUCGACUUUGUGGUGCCAUCGCUGCAAUCGCUGAAGUGUUCAAGCUGACUGACCCCACACUGCUGUUCCUGGAGGUCACUACACUGGUGUCCAAAUAUCCUGACAUUAGAGAGGAGCACAUCCAGGCGUUGCUGGCAGUGCGUGGCGAUGCCAGCAGGGAAAUGCGCCAGAUGAUUAUAGGGACUCUCAGCGAGAACAAAGUGUCCUACUCUGGAGUGACACAGCCCAUCUUUAAAGACAUCACCGUGCCCACCAUCACCAUGACGACCAUGACUACCAUGACCUCCAUGGCAACUGCAAAGCUGCUCAAAUAAAGCUGAUCACCAUGACACCAUUUCCACCUCCAGCACCUUCAGACACAACACCAUCAGUAAACUUAUUUUUCCAGGCACUAAAUUCUUUGAAUGUUUAAUGCAGUGGUUAGUGUUUUACUAUCCACACCCUUAAUUUGCUGUUUUUAUUAUUAUCCUGAUCACGUCUCUGCUUCAAAAAAAUAAUAAAAUCCUAGCUGUAAAAAUGAA
Messenger RNA from Morone saxatilis (striped sea-bass), 3079 nucleotides. RefSeq names its product exocyst complex component 3 (gene exoc3). Gene Ontology annotation, molecular function: SNARE binding. Lineage: Eukaryota; Metazoa; Chordata; Actinopteri; Moronidae. Gene Ontology annotation, biological process: exocyst localization; exocytosis. The record is from RefSeq and is a predicted model, not a curated record. Gene Ontology annotation, cellular component: exocyst.